This is a messenger RNA of Arvicanthis niloticus (Nile rat), 5656 nucleotides long. The record is from RefSeq and is a predicted model, not a curated record. NCBI's taxonomy places the organism in Eukaryota, Metazoa, Chordata, Mammalia, Rodentia, Muridae.
GGCGGAGCGAGUCGGGCGGCGGGGCGGCCGCGCAGUGUCCGGGAUCCAGGCCUGGCAGGGGUUGUGUGCGCGGCCCGCCGGCUCUGCCCGCACCCGUGUCGGCUCCCGAGCGGGGCCUCGCUAGGGCCCCUCCAUGUGACGGUGCCCCGCGGAGCCUGAGCGAGCAGCGGGUCCGUGCGGAGCCGGAGGCGGGAGGAACAUGACAUCGCGGAGAUGGUUUCACCCCAACAUCACUGGUGUGGAGGCAGAGAAUCUCCUGCUGACCAGAGGAGUCGAUGGCAGUUUUUUAGCAAGGCCCAGUAAGAGUAACCCUGGAGACUUCACUCUGUCUGUUCGAAGAAAUGGAGCUGUUACCCACAUCAAGAUUCAGAACACUGGGGAUUACUAUGAUCUCUAUGGCGGGGAGAAGUUUGCCACCUUGGCUGAACUGGUCCAGUAUUACAUGGAACAUCACGGGCAGCUGAAAGAGAAGAACGGAGAUGUCAUCGAGCUCAAGUACCCCCUGAACUGUGCAGACCCUACCUCUGAAAGGUGGUUCCACGGUCACUUGUCUGGAAAAGAAGCAGAGAAGCUGCUGACGGAGAAGGGGAAGCAUGGCAGCUUCCUCGUCCGAGAGAGCCAGAGCCACCCCGGAGACUUCGUUCUCUCCGUGCGCACCGGGGAUGACAAAGGGGAGAACAACGACGGCAAGUCCAAAGUGACCCAUGUCAUGAUCCGCUGUCAGGAGCUGAAAUACGAUGUUGGUGGAGGAGAGCGCUUUGACUCUUUGACGGACCUGGUAGAGCAUUACAAGAAGAACCCCAUGGUGGAGACGCUGGGCACAGUCCUGCAGCUCAAGCAGCCCCUCAACACAACUCGUAUUAAUGCUGCUGAAAUCGAAAGCCGGGUUCGAGAGUUAAGCAAGCUGGCUGAGACCACAGAUAAAGUCAAGCAGGGCUUUUGGGAAGAGUUUGAGACGCUACAGCAACAGGAGUGCAAACUUCUCUACAGCCGAAAAGAAGGGCAGAGACAAGAAAACAAAAACAAAAACAGAUACAAAAACAUCCUGCCCUUUGAUCACACCAGGGUCGUCCUGCAUGAUGGGGAUCCCAACGAGCCAGUUUCUGAUUACAUCAAUGCAAACGUCAUCAUGCCUGAGUUUGAAACCAAGUGCAACAAUUCAAAACCCAAGAAGAGUUACAUUGCCACUCAAGGCUGCCUGCAGAACACGGUGAAUGACUUCUGGCGGAUGGUGUUCCAGGAGAACUCUCGAGUCAUUGUCAUGACCACAAAGGAAGUGGAGAGAGGGAAGAGCAAGUGUGUCAAGUACUGGCCUGAUGAGUAUGCGCUCAAAGAAUACGGGGUCAUGCGUGUUAGGAAUGUCAAAGAAAGUGCCGCUCAUGACUAUACCUUACGAGAGCUCAAACUCUCUAAGGUCGGACAAGGAAACACAGAGAGAACCGUCUGGCAGUACCACUUUCGGACCUGGCCAGACCAUGGCGUGCCUAGUGACCCUGGAGGUGUGCUGGACUUCCUGGAGGAAGUCCACCACAAGCAGGAGAGCAUCAUGGAUGCAGGCCCUGUCGUGGUUCACUGCAGUGCUGGGAUUGGCCGGACAGGAACGUUCAUUGUGAUUGAUAUCCUUAUUGACAUCAUCCGAGAGAAAGGUGUGGAUUGUGAUAUCGACGUUCCUAAAACCAUUCAGAUGGUGCGGUCCCAGAGGUCAGGGAUGGUCCAGACAGAAGCACAGUACCGCUUCAUCUACAUGGCCGUCCAGCAUUACAUCGAGACGCUGCAGCGCAGGAUCGAGGAGGAGCAGAAAAGCAAAAGGAAAGGACAUGAAUAUACCAAUAUUAAGUAUUCCCUGGUGGACCAGACAAGUGGCGAUCAGAGUCCCCUGCCACCUUGCACCCCAACGCCACCCUGUACGGAAAUGAGGGAGGACAGCGCUCGAGUCUAUGAGAACGUGGGCCUCAUGCAGCAGCAGAGGAGUUUCAGAUGAGCCCCACGGGUGGCAGCACACAGAUGCGAACUUUCACCCCUUCCCUAAAGUGUCAAGAAUAGACGAAAGUUUCCAGGACCCGUGAGUUCAGAAGCUCGCCAGGCUGACUGCCUGCCUUUUGAGAAGCGAAGUUUGGAACCAUUUGAACAGCACGUGCCUAAUUGGCACCUCCUUUCCUCAGCUAAGGAGAAACCGCUCUGCGUUCUCGACAAUGCUGUUUUCAUAGAAUUGGUUUUGAAUUGUGGAAGCAGCUAAAUUGUGCUCUGUUUUCUACAUUAUGGGACUCAAAUUCUAGUUAUGGGCAGGAUUUUGUUUGUUUCUUUUUAUGACCUUAAUAGACCUGAUUUUUUUUUUUCCCCCUUCCUCUCUCUUUGGGGAAUCAUGGGCCCCUUGUAAGAAGAAAGGAUUUAGGGAAAUUCAGGCACAGCCUCCCCCAAAAGCCAGCAGUCUGUUAACCAGUGUUCGUUCAUCUUGCUGCCCUGCACGGGGCUCCCAGUGCCCUGGCUGGUGGCUGCUUAGGGUCACUCAUCAUCACAGAGACUCACCGUUUAGUUCCAGGGACCGGGAGGCCGGGAUGUAGGGUUGCACCUGGUGAAGGCCUUCUGGCAGUGCCACACUGGAUGGGGGAGCACCAAGGCUCACUUUUCUGGCACGAGUCUACCACACCCUCAAGACCCAGCCUCUCCUUACCAUCUCACCUGUCGACACCAUGGCAUUGGGGUUCUUUGUGCUCCCUGCAGACGCAGUUUGGGGCACAUUCGACACAGACUGACCCAGUCAAGGACAGUUCACUUUUGGUGGCUUCUUUUCUUUAGUGAAACGAUCACUCAGCCAUUGUAUGAGAGGUCAGGAUAGAGAGUCAUGGCUGAAAGGUCCUGGAAAUUGGCCUGUGGAAAGUCUUUCCUCUGAAGAUGACUCCUUGGCUUCAGUGUGGACAGAGAAGCUAUUCUGGGAAGAGUGACCAUGCUGUCUCUGUACUGGAGUAGUAGAAGAUCCCUGAGGGAGCAGUAUUUGGUCCUCACUUGUUUCUGACCACCCCACCCCCAUUCUUCAGCACAGAAGUCUGAUCUGGGUUGCAUGAGCACCACUGUCCUGUGGGAGUCACUCGGGAAAUUGGCAACAUGGUGAAGACACUGGGCUUCUGUUUCAAUGAGGUGUUUUCCUGGUCUCUUCUCCUGGGUGUCUGUGCAGCCUCACCAGCAGGGUGGCUGGGCCCUUAUGUGUCCCCCAGGGUGAAAAGGCAGAAGUGGCCAGGCCUUCUUCAGAUUUGGGCCUGGAGUGACCAUGACUUCUUCUGUGGUUGCUGUGAGAGAAUCAGGCUUAGCCCAAGGUGCAAAGUGGGGGUCCCAUGCUCUGGGGCCACUAGUCUGUCAGACAGCCCCAGCCCGUGCCAUGGCUGCUUAUAGCUGGUGUAAACUGUGUGUGAGAUAAGAAAUGUACAGUAGGCCUUCUAGAAGCUUCUGAGCCAGUUUUUCUGGCACUACACCACACGUGUGCUGCAGCAUGCACCUGAAGACCUGGUGUGGUAGGGUUGGUGUUGAGUACAUGGGAGCUCAUUCCUGAAGCACUGCAGAUAGGGGAAGGCAAUGCUUCCCAGGCCUUGGCUGAGUGCGAAGAGCGGCGGUCCUGGCCAGGCCUCCUGUCAGUUCCAGUCAGCCACUUCUGCCCUAACCACAGCAGGAUUUGCUAAUGUUCUGCCGUAAGUGCCUUCUCCAGAGAUGUCCCUCUGCCCAGUGUUGAUCCUUGAGAGCACCUUUCAGCGAGAGCUUCCAGAUGCGAUGCUCGUGACCAAGCAAUGACACAGUCUCCACUUGAUUCUUCUUCCUUCAGUUCCUGAAAGGAUGGACUGGACCUGCCCUGCAGCUGCCCUUUCUGGGGCUUCCUGCUCCCUGGCAGCUUGAGGUAGUUGGGGAGCACAGGGUCCACCAUUUUCUUAAGAGCAUGUGCAUCGAUCCUGGCUCCUUCUACACUGAACUCAGUUGUUUCAGAGCACAGCGCGGCCUGGCGGGAAUGUGGGGGAGACUGCUGUCCUUGGCGAGCCUGAAAUGAAAUCAGAUCAGCGUUUACAGCCAGGAUCUCAGAUCCUACUCUUUAUAGCACACUGUCACAGUGAACUGUGUUGGGUUGGUGGUAAUGUCUAGACUCUGGACUUGGAGGAACGAGUUUCUCACCAGCACACAGAGGUUACCUGAGCAGCUGAUCUGUUGAGCUAACAUUUCUACCUGCAGCUUGAGAUCCUGGAGCAGAGAGACUGUCCUUGGCCCCCGUGUUCAGUACAGCAAGUGGUUUCCUUGGCAUUCCCUUCUAGAAGCCAGGCAGCUGUCAUUCCCAUAGGGAAAUGGGUCCCCAGGUCUCCGGGAUCUGUUAGUGUUAUGGAAGGUGGUUGCAGGGUCUCAGAAGAGGGCUCUCUGUGUGUUGGUGCGGUGCGGUGCAGUGCGGUGCGGUGUGGUGUCUGGGAAGAUGAGGCAUUGGAGGUGUGCAUUUGAGACAGGGGGAUGCAAGUUGCACAGGUGGGGCUCAUGAGCAGUCAGAGGCACAGGACCAGCACUGAGCAGGCUGCUGUGACACACUGAUUCCCUCACUGCCCAGCGUUUAAAUUGGAAGCAUAGGAUUUUCUAUUUGGGGAGGGUUGGGGUAGGGCAUUGUCUAGCACAUGGUAUUGGUUUCUAGAAAGCUACACUUGAGAGUCGUAAUGCUUGUCACAUGGGUGUGCAGCCUUCCUGAUGGCCCAGGUUGCCUCUGCCAUUGCAGUUGGUGCCUUUCUAAUGGAAAGCUGGGAUCAGGAAACGGUGCUGUCAGCACCUCUGAGCUGCUUGGCAUUGUUCCUAGGGAUUUUUCUGGGAGUUCAAGACAUAAGCCUUGUUUUCCUGAAACAGGACUGAGACAGGAGCGCUUGGGAGGGAAACCCAGGCAGAAGUGUGGUCUCUGCUCCUGAUGACUGUCAGGGCUCGUUUUUACAUUGUCCUAGUUUCAGAUGCCUGUCUUAGGCCUGUGCUAGCCCAACAUUGUUGACUCUCUUCCCCUUCUUGGAAAGAAGCUACCGGUAGAACUGACUGCAUCUCCCGUCACUAGCAGCUGCUGCUCUUGCCGGGUGUUCAAGACACAGGCGAAGCAGAGAGCAGUUCCUGCCGGUGCUGUGGGACCUAGCUGUGCAGCAGAGUAGUUCUCACAGCUUCUCCUAAACCUCAAUCAUGGGAUUAAUAGUAUACCUGUUUAUUUAUGACCUAAUUGUGACACUUAUUAAUAAAAGCUAGUGGGAAAGGCCCAUCCAACAAGCUGAUGACUAGACUCAAACAUUUAACUUUCCCACAGCAUAUAAAACAUCAGGCAGAGAAUUAAAGAAAUAUAUUUUACUGAUAAACCUGUCCUUUAAAAGGAACGUGUUUUUUGGGUGUCAUCAUUUUGGUGUGAAUCCUGUAAGUGUUGGCUGUUUGCUGUUUGUUACACUUUAGUGUCAGGAGACGCACUCGGCUGGCUUCCUGCCCACACAUACCGUGUAGUCUGUGGACUUUUAAGCAACAUUAACAGAAUAGUUUGUGUAGAGAGACCUCAAGUUGUUGCCUCCCCAGCUGUGCCAUGAGUGUAUCUGCAUAUACUCCAGGUAUCAGCAGAGGCAGUGGAUUUGUGAGCUGUCUGGAACUAAAAAUUAGAAUAAAACCAUUUUCUUGUAUUAUA